Molecule: messenger RNA, 4450 nt
Organism: Pecten maximus
Lineage: Eukaryota; Metazoa; Mollusca; Bivalvia; Pectinida; Pectinidae
Product: presequence protease, mitochondrial-like
Exons: 30
Coding region: 107-3466 (1119 amino acids)
Biological process (GO): protein processing
Cellular component (GO): mitochondrial matrix
Molecular function (GO): metal ion binding
Source: RefSeq, a predicted model, not a curated record
AUAAGCAUGCUGCGGCGGUUUCAUCAGCUGAAGGGGGAACAUGUGUUUGUGUGUUUGUGGAAUUAAUUAAACUCUUCAAUUAGAUACUUAUAUAUAAUUGAUAAACAUGCUUCAUAUAUCCAGGCUGACGCCUCAGAGGACUGUUGCAUCUCUCGCAAGAUCAUCUUGUUUGCUCAGAAGAUGCAAAUCAUCAUCUGUCCAAGAUGCUGUCCGAACUCUAAAAGAUGGAGACAGACUACAUGGAUACACAGUGAAAAGGGUGGUUGAGAUCCCAGAACUGAUGACUACAGGUGUGAGUUUAGAGCAUGAUAGAACUGGUGCACAGCAUUGCCACUAUGCUCGAGAGGACAGCAACAACACAUUCAGUGUGAUGUUUAGGACAACACCUAUGGAUAAUACUGGAGUGCCCCACAUUCUUGAACACACCACAUUGUGUGGAUCACAAAAGUACCCUGUGAGGGACCCUUUCUUCAAGAUGCUGAACAGGACACUAGCCACAUUCAUGAAUGCUAUGACAGCUAGUGACUGGACUGUCUAUCCAUUCUCUACACAAAACCAAAAGGACUAUGAGAACCUCAUGUCAGUAUAUCUGGAUGCCGUCUUCUAUCCUCAGCUCCGUGAAUUGGACUUCAGACAAGAAGGAUGGCGUUUAGAACAUGAGGAUCCAAACAAUCCCGAAUCCCCGAUCCUAUUUAAGGGUGUGGUCUACAACGAGAUGAAGGGAGUGUUUUCUGAUUCCAUGAACAUAUUUAUGCAAGCUGUCCAGAACAAACUGAUGCCAAACCAUACCUAUGGUGUUGUAUCCGGGGGAGAUCCACCAGCCAUCACAGGCCUCACCUGGCAACAGCUGAAAGACUUCCAUCAUUCCCACUACCAUCCGACCAACUCAAAGUUCACAACGUAUGGUGACAUCCCUUUAGAGCGCCACCUAGAGCUCAUUAAUGGAAACUACCUGGAGAAAUUUGACCGAAUCAGCAUUGAUACACGAGUGCCACUGGAGCCCCGAUGGAGCGAGUCUAGAACAGCACACAUCACAUGUUCCUACGACCCAACGGCCACCGAGAAGCAGACAACAGUCUCAGCCAACUUCUUACUGUCCGAAAUUUCAGAUAUAUUUGAAUCCUUCACGAUGAAUAUCAUUUGCACCCUUUUGACGGAUGGAGAAACAUCUCCCUUUUAUCAGGCUCUACUUGAGGCAAACAUCGGAUCUGAUUAUGCCCCAUUGACAGGGUAUCAAGGAGAAAUGAAAGAAGCAGCUUUUAGUGUUGGACUGCGGGGCAUUCAUACUGAUGAUGUAGAUAAGGUCAAGGACAUCAUCAGUGCGACCUUUGACAAGGUCAUCAGUGAGGGUUUUGACCAGAAGAACAUUGAUGCCCUACUACAUCGUAUCGAGCUGGGACUGAAACACCAGUCUGCAAAUUUUGGCCUCAACAUGGCAUUGAAUCUGGCCUCAGUCUGGAACCAUGACGGAGACCCAAUGUUGGCACUUCAGAUCAACAGACAGAUUACACAAUUCCGACAGGCCCUCACUGACAACCCAUCCUUCCUUCAGGACAAGGUCAAACAGUACUUCAAGGACAAUCCCCAUUGUCUGGUGAUCACUAUGGAGCCUGACAAAGACUUUGAGGAGGUCAGAAGCAAAGAGGAAUCCGAAAGACUGAAGCAGCAUGUUAGCCAACUGACCGCUGCUGACCGCAAGAUUAUUCUAGACACAGGAAAGGAACUUCUGACAAAUCAGAUGACUCCCGAGGAUGUGAACUGCCUUCCCACAAUCCACCUGGAUGAGAUUGAAAGAAAAAUAAAGCCUGAAGCAGUAGAAGCUAUCAAACUAGGAGGAGUUUCGGUACAGAAAUGUGCGGCACCAACCAAUGGAGUAUCCUACCUGAGGAUGAUAUCAAACCUGGCCUCCGUGUCGGAUGACCUCAAACCCUACAUACCUCUCUUCUGUAAUGUUAUAACUAAGAUGGGAGCUGGAGACCAUGACUACAAGUCUCUAUCACAGGAUAUAGACUUAUAUACAGGGGGACUGUCUGCUGGGGUUCAUGUCAAGGCUCAUCACACAGACGACAACAUGUAUGAACAGGGUGUAAUGUUUACCUCCCACUGUUUAGAAAGGAAUCUGGAGAAGAUGUUGGGACUCUGGACUGAUGUAUUUUCCAGACCCGACCUAAAGGACAAUGACCGAUUCUUGACCUUAGUCAAUAUGACAGCUGCUGAGAUGUCAUCGUCAGUCGUCAGCAUGGGUCACUCCUUUGCUAUAAGUCAUUCCAGGGCAGGACUGACCCCCGCAGGAUUUCUACAGGAACAGUUUGGAGGCAUGACACAGCUAGAGCUUUUGAAUUCUAUUGUUGGAGGGGACCAAGAGUCAGUCUUCAAGGUCAUAGAUAAAAUGGAAGAGAUCGGCAAAUGUUUAUUGAAUAAGUCCAACUUAAGUACCUCCCACUGUUUAGAAAGGAAUCUGGAGAAGAUGUUGGGACUCUGGACUGAUGUAUUUUCCAGACCUGACCUAAAGGACAAUGACCGAUUCUUGACCUUAGUCAAUAUGACAGCUGCUGAGAUGUCCUCGUCAGUCGUCAGCAUGGGUCACUCCUUUGCUAUAAGUCAUUCCAGGGCAGGACUGACCCCCGCGGGAUUUCUACAGGAACAGUUCGGAGGCAUGACACAGCUAGAGCUUUUGAAUUCUAUUGUUGGAGGGGACCAAGAGUCAGUCUUCAAGGUCAUAGAUAAAAUGGAAGAGAUCGGCAAAUGUUUAUUGAAUAAGUCCAACUUAAGGGUUGCAUUGAAUACGACCCCUGAAUCCAUGGAUAUGACCUUGAAGUCUGUAGAAGGAUUUUUGUCUUCGUUACCUGGGGAGGCCUUAACCUCCAACUUCCUCACAAAAGACAUAGAUUAUAAGGUGACAGAGUCGCUGACACAGUUUGAACGCCCCUUCUCGGUCAAUUACAUGGGGAAAUCCUUCCUAACAGUGCCUUAUACUCAUGAAGAUUUUCCAAGAUUACGAGUUCUUGCCAAACUGAUGUGGGCCAAGUUUUUACAUAGAGAAAUAAGGGAGAAAGGCGGAGCUUACGGAAGUGGAGCAGUCUGUUCGGAUGGUGUCUUCUCACUGUUCUCUUACCGGGACCCUAAUUCUUUGAAGACCCUUGAAGUGUUUGACGAAGCAGUGAAGUGGCUAGGCAGAGGAGAUUACACGCAUAGUGAUGUGGAUGAAGCGAAAUUAUCAGUUUUUCAAGAGACAGACAAGCCAGUGACUCCAGGUAGCACAGGGAUGACACAAUUUACUAAUGGAGUCACAGAUGAGAUGAAACAAACCAUGCGUGACCAGCUAUUCCAGGUGUCUAAAAAGGAUGUUACUGAUGUUGCUCUCAGAUAUUUAAAGAAAGGUCAGAGGUCAAAUGCAGUAUCAUUCCUGGGUCCAGCCAAUCAAACAGUACAAGAGGAUCAGAGAUGGAAGGUCAUCAAGAGCUGAUGAAGACCAAGAUUCACUUACACCAUUUUUGAUUGGACGAUUAAAUAACACUUAAAAAUCAUAUGAGUCAGAGUAUAUGAAUGUAUGCAUCUUAAUGACAUUAAUGAUCAAAUUCAUUGACAGUGAGUGUGUGGUAUAUAGUUUGUUUUAAUGAUCAAAUCAAAAUGUUGUGGGUUUUUUUGUGCAAUUGAGAUAAUUAUUGGAAUUAAAAGCAUUCAAAAUUUUACACAAAAGUUAAAGCAAGUUUAAAAAAAACAUUGACAAAUGCUGUCAAAUUUGUAAUGACAAACUUGAACAAUAUGGUUAUUAGAUAGAACAGUAUGGUUAUUAGAUAUCCAAAUAUCCAUGAAGUAAUCAGUUUUCUAAUAUAGGGAUAAACUGUAGCCGAAAGAAAGAUGAGUUAUUGCAGGACAAUUUAAAAAAAUUGUUUACAUUUUUGCUGAAUUACAAUAGACAUAUGGGAAGGGUUUAUUAUCAGGCAUUGGCUGAUUGUUGAAUAAAUAUGGUGUGUUUGUGUAACUGUUAUGCUUUAAGCCUACAGUCUGAUAUUUAUUACUCCUAUAAACGACAAGCAUGUAAUAACUUAUACUAGGUAAACAGAUUUAUAAGUAGAAUAAAAAGUUAUGCUCGCUCAGAAGAGGAAUGUCCUGUUUCCGAUUAAACACCAAUGAGGAGGGAAUUGGUAUGAUUGGUUGUUAGGUUUAUCGCCCUGUGAACAACAAGGGUAAUUUUUAGGCAAAUAUCUACUUGUAGUAGCUGAUGGCUCCCUGUAGUAGCUAGUGGUUACCUCACUAAACAGUUUCCACGAGAAACACAACCCAUUGGGUAGGGAGCAUCGGAAUUCAUUAUAACCUUUAAAUAGAAUAUGAAAGCUAUAUAUAUAUAUAUAUAUAUAUUUGUGAGUUCGCGAGUGUUUGUUUAUAUUAUGGUGAUAUGUUUAGUAGAAAUUGUGUGUGAAUGUAGGGUAUUGUUUUAAUAAAACAU